Messenger RNA from Sinocyclocheilus rhinocerous, 3203 nucleotides. Its product is annotated as ATP-binding cassette sub-family C member 8-like. Gene Ontology annotation, molecular function: ATP hydrolysis activity; sulfonylurea receptor activity; ATP binding. Lineage: Eukaryota; Metazoa; Chordata; Actinopteri; Cypriniformes; Cyprinidae. Gene Ontology annotation, biological process: transmembrane transport; potassium ion transport. Gene Ontology annotation, cellular component: membrane. The transcript has 25 exons. The coding region runs from base 86 to 3202 and encodes 1038 amino acids. The record is from RefSeq and is a predicted model, not a curated record.
CAGAUCAGACCUCGUCUUUAUAUUGGCUUCAGAGCUGGAAAAGCACUCAGUCGUCGCGGGGGAGAUGAAAUAACCGCUUGUGAAGAUGAUGCGCGGAUACAGAACGACUCCCGUCUCCAACUCGACUCUGUCCUUCUGUGGCUCUGAUAACUCCUCAGCAUAUAAGGUUGAUAAUGGCCUGCUGAAUAACGGCUGCUUUCUGGACGCUCUCGGUGUCGUCCCUCAUGUCUUCUUGCUGUUUAGCACCUUCCCCAUCCUCUUCAUCGGUUGGGGCAGUCAGAGCUCUAAGGUUCACAUUCAUCACAGCACGUGGCUUCAUUUCCCCGGUCAUAACUUCCGCUGGCUGCUCACCAUCGUCCUGCUCUUUGUGCUGGUGUGUGAGAUCGCUGAGGGAAUCGUGUCGGACGGGUUUAAUCAGUCCCGUCAUCUCCACCUCUACAUGCCGGCAGGACUCGGGAUACUGGCUGCCAUCACGUCCAUCGUCUAUUACCAUAACAUAGAGACCUCCAACUUCCCCAAGCUGCUUAUAGCAUUGCUGAUCUAUUGGACUUUGGCCUUUAUCACCAAAACCAUCAAGUUUGUGAAGUAUGACGAUCACGGCAUCGGUCUGAGGCAGCUGCGUUUCUGCAUCACAGGGCUGCUGGCGCUUCUGUACGGCUUGCUGCUGGGAGUCGAGGUCAAUGUGAUACUGCGGAGGCGCUACAUGUGGUUUCCGUGUCCCACAGAGGUCAAGUUCGUUAACCUGCUGUCUAAGAGCACAUACUGGUGGAUGAACACCUUCAUCACUUCCGCACACAAGCGGCCCAUCGACCUGAAAACCAUCGGCAAGCUGCCCAUUUCCAUGAGAGCUCUCACCAACUUCCAGCGGCUCCGCAAGGCCUUCGACGUGCAAGCGGAGAAGGGUCCGGUCCCUCUGAAGGGCUCGCGGUGGAUCUGGCUCGCUCUGCGUCAAGCGUUCGGCCGGCCGCUGGUGCUCAGCAUCACCUUCCGCUUCAUAGCCGACCUGCUGGGCUUCGUCGGGCCGCUCUGCAUCUCGGGGAUUGUUCACCACAUCAGCAGCGACAAUCACAGCGCUCUGCCUCCGGUACCAAUGCAAAUAAUACAGCAUACACAGGAGCUAUUCGGACCGUUAAGAUGUGAAGCUGCUCGGAGUGCACUUCAUCUCAUUGUGAUGGGGGUUCUGCUGCUGUAUUCUCUGCUGGGGGUCAGCGCUCUGAUCGGUGCGACCGUCAUCGUGGUUCUGGCUCCUCUGCAGUAUUUUGUGGCCACUCGACUCUCACGGGCACAGAAGAGCACGCUGGAGCACACCGGCAAAACCAACGAGCUGCUGCGGGGAAUCAAGCUGCUGAAGCUGUACGCGUGGGAGCACAUCUUCAGGUCCAGCGUGGAGGAGACGCGCAGACAGGAGCUGAGGAACCUGCGCACGUUUAUUGUGAUGGGGGUUCUGCUGCUGUAUUCUCUGCUGGGGGUCAGCGCUCUGAUCGGUGCGACCGUCAUCGUGGUUCUGGCUCCUCUGCAGUAUUUUGUGGCCACUCGACUCUCACGGGCACAGAAGAGCACGCUGGAGCACACCGGCAAAACCAACGAGCUGCUGCGGGGAAUCAAGCUGCUGAAGCUGUACGCGUGGGAGCACAUCUUCAGGUCCAGCGUGGAGGAGACGCGCAGACAGGAGCUGAGGAACCUGCGCACGUUUGCGCUCUACACGUCCCUCUCCAUCUUCAUGAAUGCUGCCAUCCCAAUCGCUGCUGUUGUCAUAAUCUUUGCGGUUCACGUGCACAUGCACAGCGCUACAGACUUCGAUCUGUCUCUCGCUGUGGCGUUCGGCUCGCUGUCGCUCUUCCACAUCCUGGUGACGCCUCUCUUUCUGCUCUCCAGCGUCCUGCACUCCACCGUCAAAGCUCUGGUCAGAGCCCAGUAUAUGAGUGGAAGACAGUCCCUCAAGAAGAGAGGUUCGGUGGCGUACGCCUCCCAGAGGCCGUGGCUCUUGAACGCUACGGUGGAGGAGAACAUCUUGUUUGACAUGGUCCCCAAUGAGAAGAGAUAUAAGGAGGUGAUUGAGGUUUGUCAGCUGCAGCCAGAUAUCGACACGCUGCCGCAGGGAGACCAGACGGUGAUCGGAGAGAGGGGCAUCAUUCUGUCCGGCGGCCAGCGGCAGCGGAUCAGCGUGGCUCAAGCUCUUUAUCAGCAGACUAAUGUGGUUUUCCUGGACGAUCCGUUUUCAGCUCUGGACAUUCACCUCAGCGAUCACCUCAUGCAUGAAGGAAUCCUCAAGUUACUUCGGCAGGAGAAGAGGACCGUCGUGUUGGUCACUCACAAACUGCAGUAUUUACCUCAUGCAGACUGGAUUAUAGCCAUGCGGGAUGGGACGGUGCAGACACAAGGGACCUUAAAGGACAUCCAGUGUGCCGAACCUGAACUGUUUGAACAGUGGAGAACCCUGAUGAACAGACAGGACAAAGAGAACACCACAGAACUGAAGAGGAAGAGUUUCAGGCGGGCCAUGUACUCUACAGAUACUCUGGCCACCGAGGACGAGGACGAAGAGAGUUCCACCAGCACCGAUGAGGACAGCCUCAGGGCGGAGCUGCGUCACAGGACCACUAUCCCCUGGAGCUCGUUUGCCACGUACCUGCGCGCCGCGGGUCUGCUGCUGCUGCCGCUGCUCGUCCUCUCGCAGCUGUCCAAACACUCGCUGAUGGUCGCCAUUGACUUCUGGCUCGCGCACUGGACGUCCCGUGUCAUCGCAGCGCAGAUCGAGAGCACCGAGAGGAACUGCACCGACACAAAGGACUGUGAGUUCAGUCACUCGUCGUACCUGCAGGUUUUCUGCGGUCUGUGCGCUCUGGCCAUCGUCCUGUGUCUCGUCACGUCUCUGGCGGUGGAGUGGACGGGUUUGCGUGUUUCCCGAGAGCUUCACUGCAGCCUCCUGCGCACCAUCGUCCUCGCACCCAUGAGGUUAUUUGAGACGACGCCCCUGGGGAACAUCCUAAACCGAUUCUCAGCGGACACCAACACAAUCGAUCAGCACAUCCCGGUGACUCUGGAGUGUCUGAGCCGCUCGACUCUGCUGUGUGUGUCCGCGGUGGGCGUCAUCUCUUACAUCACGCCACUCUUCCUCAACGCUCUGCUGCCGCUGACUGUCGCCUGCUACUUCAUUCAGAAGUACUUCAGGGUGGCGUCCCGGUUAGUCACAGAGUAUUAAA